Messenger RNA from Parnassius mnemosyne (clouded apollo), 2259 nucleotides. NCBI's taxonomy places the organism in Eukaryota, Metazoa, Arthropoda, Insecta, Lepidoptera, Papilionidae. The record is from the annotation of a GenBank genome assembly.
AUGGGUAAAAAAGUUAGAGAAUAUAAAUCCGGCGACUUCAUUUUCGCAAAAGUUAAGGGAUAUCCGGCAUGGCCUGCUCGAGUGCAGAGGUUGAAUGGGAAAAAAUAUUUUGUGUAUUUCUAUGGCACUGGAGAAACGGCAAAUCUCCCACCUAAUAUGAUUUUUGACUAUGCAGAAAAUAAAGACAAGUUUCUUACAAAAACUGUGAAAAGGAGAGAUUUUAAUGAUGGUGUUAAGCAGAUUGAACAUGAUUUUGCAAACAAUGUACCACUGGAACAAGUUGUUGGAAUUUCUUCCACAUUACCAGAAGACACAGCAGCCAAUGACACGUUAAGUGAUUCUGCAGCAAAUGAUACAAUAGAUGACUCUGCCAUAGGAGAGGCUGACACAACAGACCUCAACGAUACUACCACUGAGGAUACCACUACACAGAAUGAGACUGGAGUGGAUGAUUCUGAUGAUACCGGUGGGCUGGUUAUUGACGUGGGCAAGAAGGGUCGCAAGUCCACGCCAAAAGCACCAUCAACUCCUGCCAAAACUACAAAGGAACCUAAGACACCACGUGGAAAGGCGAAGAAGGAAGAACCCAAAGAAGAGGAGGAAGAGAAGAAAGAUGAAGAGAUAAUCAGUAGGAGCGGUAGAAAAAUACGACCGAAGAGGUACUUAGAUGAACAGACAGAAGAUAAUGCAACAUUACCAUCACCGGCACCAAAGAAACGCCGCGGUGCAUCCCCGACAGCAUCCACUGACAAAGAGAAGGAGAAAGAAAAGGAAAAGUCCGAGGCUGGAGCAGUCAAGGAUAAAACUGAAAAGUAUAAACAUUUCAAUGGUGUUACACAGAUGGAACUUGAAGAUUUAAAAGAACCAUUCACCCAAGAAGAUCCAGACAAGGAAAAUAUUCUAAUCGCCUACCUCCCUGAUGGACAAUAUGUUGGAAUAAGGCUGUUCCAAUCUCGGCCUACAAAUUUCAAGAACGAAGCUGCCAGGUUGCAAUGGGACAAGCAAGCCGCUUCUAAUGCAAUUACAUUGAAAAUGCAGUUAGAGAGAGGUCAAAUAACAGCUCAGUCUGUCAUAGCACAACUGGUGAUGGACCUUCAUUUAACCGAUGAAGAAAAAGCUACACUGGAUAAAGAAAGAGAAACAGAUGAAAAGAAAUCACGCGUACAGUUCUUAAAAACUGAAAUGAAACUUAUUGAACUGGAGGCUAAAAUAAAAACAUGUCUUUGUUUGGAAAAGGCAGACACUGAACUAUGUUUGAAGUUACUGGAUGAGCUGAUGGAACUUGACGUUAAACCAUUAAUGCUACUGAAACAUCCAACUUGCUUGGAAACUGUGAAGAGAAUGCGUGCAUAUGUUGGUAACACACCGUCUUGGGAUCUAAGUGAGAGCGCCGCGUUGUUGUUUAGCAAACAAGCUCAUCGAAUAAGGAAACAAGCAGAUACACUUUAUAAAAAUAUGAAGGAAUUAUUUACAACACCAGAAGGUCUUUCUUUUUGGGAGUACUUCUCAGAAAGAGUUUUACAAUUUAAAAAAGUUACCUCGAAGCUCACUCCAGAUGAAUUACUUGAAAUGGUGCAUGAACCCUUAGAAAUGUCCGUACCUACAUCACAUACAAUGAAGGCAUCCAUUGAAGCCGCUAAUGAGGAGGAACCUGCUCUUCUGGAAGACGAGAAUAAUUCCAAGAAGAAAACUACUCCAGUUAAAGCGAAAAAACAAAAUGGCACACCAUCAAAACCUCCGCUGAAACGACAGUCGUCUAGAAAACAACAACAGGAAGAAAAAGAAACAAACAAAAACACUAAUGAAGCUGAGGAAGAUGCAACAAAGGAAAAGAAGGACGACGAAAAGAUUAAUGAUGCAAACAAAAAUGAAAUUACAAAUGCAGAAGAAUCAAAAGAGGAAACCGAAAGGAUGAAACAGACAAAGGAAUCUAUAAACGAUAAAGAUACAGACAAUAUAGAAGAACCAAAAGAAAAAAGUUCUAGUCCAAAUUCAGAAGAAAAUGCAAAAAGUCCGAAAGAGAAUGCAGAACAAAAGACUGAAGAGAAAACGGAAGAAGUGAAAGAGAAGGAAAUAGUAAAGGAGAAGGAAAAAGAAAAUGAAAAGGAGAAAGAAAAUGAAAAGGAGAAAGAGAAGGAAAAAGAGAAAGAAAAAGAGAAACAAGAAGUUGACGAGCCCAGAGCAAAGCGAUCAAGAGAUAGUAAGAAGACUGAACCACCACCUCCAAGAUCUCCAACUAAAAGGAAAUCUAAAUGUUAA